Archocentrus centrarchus (flier cichlid) is the source of this 3585-nucleotide messenger RNA. It is a transcript of the gene plcxd3, whose product is annotated as phosphatidylinositol-specific phospholipase C, X domain containing 3. Gene Ontology annotation, cellular component: synapse. NCBI's taxonomy places the organism in Eukaryota, Metazoa, Chordata, Actinopteri, Cichliformes, Cichlidae. Gene Ontology annotation, molecular function: phosphoric diester hydrolase activity. The transcript has 6 exons. The record is from RefSeq and is a predicted model, not a curated record. The coding region runs from base 90 to 1058 and encodes 322 amino acids. Gene Ontology annotation, biological process: lipid metabolic process.
GUCUGUAUGUAGAGAGAAACGCAGAGCGCGCGCUCCAGGUUGGCGCAGGCACCGGUCAGGGAGAACGGAUCGUUGUGCAAGGUGGCAGCAUGGCUUCUUCUCACGGGAGAAGCGACCUGCGGUUCGCAGACUGGAUGGCAAGUUUACCGCAGAGCAUGCACACUAUCCCGCUCACCAACCUGGCCAUUCCCGGAUCCCACGAUUCCUUCAGUUUUUACAUCGAUGAGGCAUCUCCAGUGGGCCCCGAGCAGCCAGAGACGGUGCAAAACUUUGUUUCUGUUUUUGGCACGGUGGCCAAGAAGCUAAUGAGGAAGUGGUUGGCUACACAGACUAUGAACUUCAUGAGCCAACUGGAGGCUGGGAUCCGCUUCUUUGACCUACGCAUCUCUACCAAGCCCCGUGACCCUGAAAAUGAGCUGUACUUCGCCCACGGGCUCUUCAGUGCCACGGUCAGAGAAGGCCUAGAGCAGAUCAGUAGUUUCCUGUCAGCUCAUGCCAGAGAGGUGGUCUUCCUGGAUUUCAACCACUUCUACGGCAUGCAGAACCUGCACCAUGAAAAACUGGUGACCAUGUUAAAGGAAGUGUUUGGAGAGAAACUCUGCCCAGUUGUUUUUGCUCAGGAGGUGACUCUGCAAUAUCUGUGGGAGAAGGAGUACCAGGUGCUUGUCUUCUAUCACCAUCCCAUGGCCCUGGAGGUGCCCUUCCUCUGGCCAGGCCAGAUGAUGCCUGCUCCCUGGGCCAACACCACUGACCCAGAGAAGCUGAUUCAGUUUCUGCAGGCAUCAAUCACUGACCGCAGGAGGAAGGGGACAUUCUUUGUCUCCCAGGUGGUUCUGACACCAAAAGCCAGCACUGUGAUGAAGGGUGUGGCUAGUGGACUGAGAGAGACAAUCACAGAAAGGGCUUUACCAGGUAUGAUGCAGUGGAUCAGAUCUCAAAGACCCGGGGAGAGUGGCAUCAACAUCAUCACAGCUGAUUUUGUGGAGCUCGGAGAAUUCAUCAGUGCCGUCAUCACCCUCAAUUAUCACCUGGAUGAUGAUGACGACGACGCAACCUGAGAACCCGCAGUGGGAGUCAAGGAGUGCAGUCACUGCCACUGAUGCUAGUGGUUGGGUCUGUGCUCUCACUUUAUUCUCUUUGGCAUUUAUUUCAGGAGGGGGAGCUAAGCUGCUCCUUUCACUUUAUUUAGGGCUAUAGUGAGAUGAGAGGUCAAGUGGAAAAAAGGGGAUUGAGGAAUUACAAGUUCGGCGUGGUAGACAAAACACUGAUGUUUGGCUGGAGCACUUUGAGAAUGAAGUUUUGUUUUGUUUGUGUCCAAUUUUAGGGGAUCCAAAAGAUCUUUGACUUUUUUUUUCCAAGUAAAAUGUUUAUUUUCUUUAUUCCCUAUGCUGUAAAAAUCCCUGCUUUUUCCACUGAUCAAAUGCACUGUUUUCCUGGCUUACCACUUCAUCAAGGGUAGGUUCCUCUGAGCAUAUCAGCCUUCUGCUAAAUGUAUUGGUACAUCAAUCGUGGUAUUCUAGUAACAGUGACAGUUUUUUCAGAGGCUGUUUAUAAUAAGUCUGUGUAUCUCAAAUUUUAGGCUGGUGUAAGUAUCUAGCAGUUGUAUGUCUUGUUUGGAAAAUCUGUCCAAGUAAAUUCUUUCUUUUUUGUUUUUAACAAUAUGCAUCUUUGGUCAGAUCACUGCGGGUGUUUCUGAAAACGCCUCCAGCAGCUUGAAUACAGAGUGUGAUUAAAAAGUGUUGUUCCAAUGUGUUUAUUCAAUACAUAGACAAAAAAUUAACUGUUUCCAUUUCUUUCUGAAGCAGUAGUCUCUCGUGGGAUUUUUCACUCACUAAGUCUCCACUGAAGCCAGCUUGCAGCAAAGACAUUUAUUAGACACCUGUGUAAUAUAAAACUAUUAAUUGAUUGAUUGAAAUCCUUCAUGCAGUAAUUCAACACCAUAUUGCAAGAGGGAGUGAGAGUGCAGCUUGACUGGCCGACAAAAUGUUCCAAUCAUGUAAGAUGUAUUCACAGCAGUCUCUUGUGCAUAAGCACUAAAACAGUAAUUUUCGCAUUAUCUGUUUGACUCAUAUUUCAAGACAAGCAUCAGUUCUCACUGUUGGAAAUGAAGUUGAUGAAACAAGUCAUUUCUAAUGGUUAGGCAUCCAGCAUGACAUAUUUUUUGUAUUCCAUCGUGGGUGUUGAGUCGUGAUAGCCAAGUAUAAAAAUACAGUAUAUCUGGGUACCACCGUCUGCAUUUCCUGUGCUUGCUGUUUGCCCCCCGUCUGCCUAUCCUUAUAUAUAUAUAUAUAUAUAUAUAUAUAUAUAUAUAUAUAUAUAUAUAUAUAUAUAUAUAUAUAUGACAUAUAUAUGUCUAUAUAUGUCAUGUCUUUCAUUACAGCAGGUGAUAAAACUGCUUCACAGCCACUCAGAGACUUAUUUUACUUUGCGUUAAAAAUAAACAAAAGUCAGGGGCUCCUGAUUUGGCAUCAGUGUUUUGUCACUACGAAAAUAAUACAAUAUAUGUUGAGUUAAGAUAUAGCUGUAACUCUUUAGUAUCUUCAUGUGUUUCAUGUUUAAGAAUCCCUGAAUUUCUGCUCUAUCAGUGCUAGUGCAAUACAUUCAUUUCUUAUUUACAUUUGCUGCAUUUCAUUCUUUCGCUACCCAGGUUUCAUGGAAAGUACACAGAAAUGACAUCCAAAAAGACAAUGGAAACAUCAUCUAUUGCAAGAUUUUAUACAUUAUGCAUGAAAAAAAAAAAAAACACAUACUAGUCAAAUAUCCACACACCUCAUGUGUGGCAUUUUCUGUAAAGAAUGUAUUCUGCCAGGACAGUGUUAAGAAGUUCAGUAAUGUAAAGCCAAAAACAGAAAACUUAAUUCUUUGGAUUGGUGAAUGUAUGUGUUUUGUGCGUAUCUGUGCCAUUUCUAAAAGUUUCAUGUGAGUGACUGAGUUUCAGCUAGAAAGUCAUGUUUAUUAUGCUUCAAUGUGAAAAUGAGUUAAAGUUUUAGAGUUUAAAGAUGUGGUUUCAUGUUAAAAUGUUUUAUAUUGUGGAGAGUUUCUACAUACUGUAACUGCAAAUAGUAUACUGCCGAUAAAUUGUAAAAUAUUUAGAUUAUUGUCACUAACAUUUUCUUAAUUUCAGUGAACUACCAUACCGCCCUUGUUUGUCAUAUUUAUUUUAUACUUCACUUCCUCGCAUGAACUGAAAUCUUCUACAUGUACUGUUUUCCGUACAAAAACAGGGUCCAUGAGGUUUGUGCAUAAAUGUUAUUAUUUUCUGCAUAUUGUUGAGCAUGCGUGCAUCUCAGCUGGAAAUGUUCCUUCCCUUUAAGACAAAUGUCUAAACCAAUUUAUUUUUUACAGGUUGCACUCUUACUAGCCCAUGCAGAUUAUGAAUGAACCCACACAAAUGAGCAAACUUAAAAAUGCUUGCAAACUGUAACUGUUGUAAGGACAUUUGUGUCUUUCCUGGUCCAAACUGUUGUCACUGCCUUUAUGUUCUGAUGUGAAGAGUCCUUUGCUGUUGUAAAACUCGGAAACCUUUGUUCAAAGUGACUCUGUUCUAAGUGGAAAAUGGCAGAUCAAAUAAAGCUUCUAUGCCUA